Cladophialophora immunda is the source of this 3606-nucleotide messenger RNA. RefSeq lists its product as uncharacterized. The record is from RefSeq and is a predicted model, not a curated record. NCBI's taxonomy places the organism in Eukaryota, Fungi, Ascomycota, Eurotiomycetes, Chaetothyriales, Herpotrichiellaceae. Gene Ontology annotation, biological process: transmembrane transport. Gene Ontology annotation, molecular function: transmembrane transporter activity. Bases 1188 to 2924 code for a protein of 578 amino acids. The transcript has 2 exons.
CAAAAUUGCAGUUCCGCCACCGUCCGUGAUUGGGAGACUAUCACGUUCAGACCAGAGACUUUGGUCGAUCUCCAUGGAUCCCCCUCGAAGAAUGAAAAACUUUGGGAAGCAAAGCAAACAAACAAACCCUUUCGCCCUGAUUGAAUCCUAUCCUGGACCGGGGGAGAUGAGAGAUGAGCUUCGUGGCUUGUCAUCUUUUGGAGCAGAUAAGGACAGAAGCGUCUCUCAGCAGUCAGUCAGCUGUCAACAGAAUAUCGGCACCGAGUCUGCUCUCAAUGACACCAGAUUACGUCGACCAGACGCUGAUUCAGAUGGGAUUGAAGUCGGGAUAUAGCAGCCAGCCAGCAGAACCAGGAGAAAUUCUCCUGUGACAUCAAUCGCCAGCACCCUCCCUGACUCGGCAAGAUUGACGGAUGGGAUUAUUUGUGGUAUACUCCCUGCACCUCAGAGCCUUGCCAGAUCUCCCAUAAGGCGACCAACCACUGUCGCUGACAUGUAGCCCCAAAUCGGAGAACACAGCCCAUCCAGAUGGUUACUUGGUUAGGUUCGGCGCACUCUCGGGAUCUUUCAGUCGACUGGAUUUUUUUCUCGCUUCCACCCCCAAUCAGCGUGUCUGCUAAGGCGCGGCUGUUCUCAACGGUACAUUCCAGUUGGCUUCGGUCUGAACUGCGCUGACUUAUCAGCCUCCACCGUCCCUCAGGAGUGGCAUUCGGUGUCCUCGCUCAAACAAGGGGCAUGCCGACUUUUCCUUUGACCUGAGUUAAGCUUAAUUGAAUGUGCCGUUCCAUUGGGUGCAAGGCUGCCUCGCGGCGAGCCUUUCCGCCAACUCACUCCACUUGGGCGACCUCGUCGUCUCUCGCGUUUUGCGCACGGCCGAGUACGGCACUGAGGAUCGAACCACAUGCAUAUGCCUCUGAAAUCAAUGUUGGAUCCUGGCGCCUUUUGGCACUGGGGCCGCACAGAUUCUCGCGAGAUGGUGUCCUGGUUGGGCAGCGAAGCCUCUAGAUCGGUUUUGUCAACACUGCACGAGACUUCGUGGACCCAUGGUAUAUAUACAUCACGUUCCCGGGUCUUCGUUACCCCCUUUGCGUCUCCCAGCUCAAUUUUGGCAUUCUGAUCUGCCCAAAGAAGCAGUCCUAUUGUUCCAAACUAUUUCCCUUGACUAUUUUUAAUUCGCCGAGCUCACCAUGGACCAACCUCACAUAUCCCAUGGGACCUCCCUAACCACCACGCCCACGGUGUCGGACGCUGGCGGGGUUCUGGAGCAUGGCGUCGAGAAAUCAGACACCAGGCUGACCCGGGCUUCGACUCGUCGGACGCUGGAGCAUUACGAGACCAGACCGACGCAAGAUGCCUCGGAUUUGCUGGAUUUGCCUUACGAUAUCCUCAGCGAUGAGGCCGAUAUGAACGAAUAUUUGGAGGAGACGACGACCGGUGUGAUCCCCAAGAAGACAGUAUCGAGGGUGACCGGGCGGCUCGAGGAACAUGAAUUGGUUACUUUCAAGAUUGGCGAUCCAGAAAACCCAAAGAAUUGGUCCAAGCCCUACAAAUGGUGGUGCACCAUGACCGUGGCAUUCACUUGCUUUACCGUCGCCUUCAAUAGCGCUGUCAUCACGGCCGACUUGGAAGGUGUUUCUGAACGAUUCCACGUUUCAGAGGAAGUCUCCCUCUUGACCAUCACCAUGUUCGUCAUUGGCUUCGGUGUCGGUCCCCUCGCCUUUGCGCCCCUCUCAGAACUCUACGGUCGGAAGCCGGUCUAUGUCCUCACCCUGGGUCUUGCCGUCAUCUUCGAGAUCCCCUGCGCCGUGGCACAAAACAUUGGUACUCUGUUGGUCUGUCGUCUAAUCGACGGCAUCGCCUUCUCUGCGCCCAUGACCCUCGUCGGCGGCACGUUGGCCGAUCUCUGGAAGAACGAAGAGCGGGGUGUCCCCAUGGCUGUCUUCUCGGCUGCUCCCUUCAUCGGCCCUGCGAUCGGCCCCUUGGCUGGAGGCUUCCUCGGUGACGCCGCUGGCUGGCGCUGGCUUUACUGGAUCCAACUCAUCCUCGCGGGGGUGUGUUUGGGCAUCUUGACCUUUACCGUGCCGGAGACCUACGCCCCCAUUCUCCUGGACAAACGCGCAAAGAAACUCCGCAAGGAGACGGGCGACAGCAGAUACGUCACCGAACGGGACCUCGACAUGCGUCCUCUGACCCAGCAAUUGGCCAUCUUCCUCCUCCGGCCCCUGCAGUUGCUCUUCCUCGAACCCAUCGUCCUUCUCAUCUCCUUGUACAUGUCGGUGCUUUAUGGCCUCCUGUACAUGUUCUUCGUCGCAUACCCGAUUGUCUAUGUCGAGGGCAAGGGAUGGUCUGAAGGCAGCACGGGACUGAUGUUCAUCCCGCUGGCCCUCGGCGUCGUCUGUUCCGCCGUGCUGUCCCCACUGGUCAACAAGCACUACCUCUCCGUCUGCGCCAAGUACCCGGACGGCAAGCCGCCCGCGGAAGCACGACUCAUCCCGAUGAUGCUCUCGUGCUGGCUGAUCCCGAUCGGCCUGUUCAUCUUUGGCUGGACCUCGUACCCGGACGUCUCGUACUGGGGGCCCAUGAUGGGCGGCUUCCCCGUCGGGUUCGGCUUCAUCUUCCUGUACAACUCGGCCAACAACUACCUCGUCGACACGUACCAGCACCUCGCGGCCUCGGCGCUCGCGGCCAAGACCUGCAUCCGGUCCUUCUGGGGCGCCGGCGUCGUACUGUUCACCGUCCAGAUGUAUCACACCCUGGGCUACCAGUGGGCCAGCUCGCUCCUGGCGUUCCUGGCCCUCGCGUGCUGCGCGAUCCCGUACGUCUUCUACUUCUACGGCGCUCGCAUCCGGAGGCUCAGCCGGUACGCGUUCCACGACGAGAACGAGGCUUCUCCCGUGAGAACGAAGACGGAGGGGGAAGUGUAAACCAGAGACUAUCAAGAAGUGGCGGUGGCAGCGGCAGCAGCAGCAGCAGUAAUGUCGGUGAGAACAGCAACGUUGGAACAAACAGUCGCCGAGAAAAGUACACACGCACGAGGGGCUACUCUGCGCCAGACGAGAACCUCCUCCCCCUCAAAGGUAGCAGGAGGUCCUCUGGCAGGAGACACAGAAUGGAGAGAGGGGAGGUAUUCUAACAGCCCCGCAGGUCUGGUUUCGUUCUUUGUUUGGCGUGGGUGGAUGGAGUCAUGGAGGGAUGGCACGGCACAGCAUGUCCUUGUUAGUCCACGUCCACGGAGUUUUCCUCCAUUUUGGACCUUCAUUCAGAGGACUUUUGAUGAAUUUGUUUUUCGGUUUGGUUUGGUUUGGUUUGGUUUGGUUUGGUUUGGUUGUCACAAUAUUCAGCCUCGGGGGUAUAGGAUAAGCAGGUGCGGGUGCAGGUGCAGGGGACCAAGGUCCUUGGACCGUUCCCGGGCUGGUUCUGGUUCACAUGCACAUACAUUGCGAGCGAGCGACGCCAUCUCUCCGGGCAGGACGAUGUUUUUGGACUAAAAGCAUGUCUGUCGACGGAAGGUGAUCGGGGGUCUUUGUAUGUAUGGAAUUUGUGGUGAUCUUGAUCUUGAUCUUGAUUCUGAUCUUGAUAUCUCGUAUUGAUUCAUCGAUUCCUCGA